Peronospora matthiolae is the source of this 507-nucleotide messenger RNA. NCBI's taxonomy places the organism in Eukaryota, Oomycota, Peronosporomycetes, Peronosporales, Peronosporaceae. The record is from the annotation of a GenBank genome assembly.
AUGACUACGUUAGAUGAUGAUGAUGACCAAAGCUUUCACGCUACGCGUGACGGCUACUCCCAUUUGAGCGAUGUCGAAUGGGAUGCGGUUGAACGGAUGGGUUCAACCAUGGGCAUCCAUGCUGUUAGCGUCAUGCUAGAGGCUCUCAAUAGAGAUGCCCAACAUGCUACUAUCGCUAAGUUCAUUCAAAAUGAACUUGACGCAGAACGCGAGAAAGUAGCCUUGCUUCACCAACAAGGUUCUCAACAAGCAGAGUUGUUGAGAGAACAGGGUGAUCAAAAGUUUGGACUGUUGAGACAGCAGCAGGCUGCUGCUGGUGGGUCGAUGCACUCGCGUCGACCCGAAACCUUGAAAAUUGACAUCUUUAAGUAUAGGGGAGUCGAAGAGGACUCCCUCUUGAGAUGGUUCGUCGAAUUAGACGACGCCACAAGGGCGCGUCGCAUCGACGACGGGGAUAUGCAAGUUGCAUUCGCCCAGUCAAAUCUGGCAGGACGUGCCAAGACUUGA